Messenger RNA from Camelina sativa (false flax), 372 nucleotides. The record is from RefSeq and is a predicted model, not a curated record. NCBI's taxonomy places the organism in Eukaryota, Viridiplantae, Streptophyta, Magnoliopsida, Brassicales, Brassicaceae.
AUGUGUGACUUUGUGGAUCAUUACCGAGUUCUAGGGUUACCUCGUUAUGGAGAAUAUUGUGAUGGUGUGAAGAUCGGCAAGGAACAGAUUCGAAAAGCGUAUUUGUGUAAGGCAUUGAAAUUACAUCCUGAUAAAAAUUCUGAUGAUCCUAACAACGCUCACGAGGAGUUUCGUAAGCUCAAGAAUUCUUAUGAUAUUCUCAUAGAUCCCAAAUCUAAAGAACUGUUUGAUAAUCUUCUCAGGGCCAAGUUCGAGAGGCAAAAACAUAAGACACAGUCUCGUGAAGAUGAGGAAUUUUGGAACAACAUUCCGGAAGAAAAAGAAAAGGAACAACAACCUAAGAGAAGAACUCAAGGGGAUCCCGAGUUUUGA